Molecule: messenger RNA, 5361 nt
Organism: Bombus pascuorum
Lineage: Eukaryota; Metazoa; Arthropoda; Insecta; Hymenoptera; Apidae
Gene: Nrg
Product: neuroglian
Exons: 8
Coding region: 347-4102 (1251 amino acids)
Biological process (GO): axon guidance; cell-cell adhesion
Cellular component (GO): axon; plasma membrane
Molecular function (GO): protein binding
Source: RefSeq, a predicted model, not a curated record
UAUUGUCAUUGACGUGAAGAAACGUAUAAUUAAUUAGUGACGUACAUCGAGAGAUCGAGUAAUAACCGAGGUAUUGAGUGAAACGGACAAACGAAGCGUCGGCGAUCAAUGCUAGUUCGCGGGUGUGCCCGUUUGCCCAGCCCCGUGUGUUCCCUUUUUUCCCUUUUGGUCCCCAUAGUAUAUCUGUUUUCUAAGUAGCGGUCAAUCGAUUCAGAUUCCUUUAAACGUCGUAAGAAUAAAGCAAACGUGUCGUGAAACAGGUGGACGAACAGAACGGCGGUAAAAUUUUCAUCAGCGAUGUUGUGAUUUCGAAGGACAACUUCGAUCAAGAAAAUAUCGGUCGAUCAUGAAGUUCAUCGUGUGUAUUAUCUCAACACUGAUACUGCAGGCAUCGGCUUUAAUCCAAUCUCCACCACGGAUAUCCAAACAACCCCCAACAGAUGAGCAGUUAUUUCAAGUGGCUCAAGCGAAGAUUAAUGAGAAUGACAAACCAUUUUUAAUUGAAUGUGAAGCAGAAGGAGAACCUGCUCCAAGGUAUCGAUGGAUUAAAAAUGGAAAGAAUUUUGAGUGGCCAGCAUAUGAUGACCGUAUAUCUCAGCAACCUGGUAGAGGUACACUGGUGAUUUCUAGACCACGAGACGAAGAUCUGGGCCAAUAUCAAUGCUUUGCAGAGAAUGAAUGGGGAAUUGCGACGUCUAAUUCAGUUUUCGUUAGAAAAGCUGAAUUGAACUCGUUCAAAGAUCAGAAUCCUAUAAGUCUGGAUGCAAAUGAAGGACAGCCAUUUAAACUAACUUGCCAACCACCAGAUGGUUGGCCAAAACCAAACGUAUAUUGGUUAAUUCAAGAUACUGCUGGAGGCAUCAAGUCGAUCAAUAAUUCGCGAAUGACUUUAGAUCCUGAAGGGAACCUUUGGUUCAGCAACGUUACAAGAAAUGAUGCUUCUGACGAUUUUUAUUAUGCGUGUGCAGCUACAUCUGUAUUCAGAAAUGAAUAUAAAUUAGGUAAUAGAGUUUUAUUGAACGUUAUCUCUUCGGGAAUAUCUGCUAGUCAAAAUAAAUAUGAACCUGUUAAACAAUAUGUGAGUAGAAAAAAUGAAGUUGCCUUACGCGGCAAAAAAAUUGAAUUAUAUUGCAUACAUGGUGGAACACCAUUACCACAAAUAGUGUGGAGUAAAAAUGGCGAAGUAAUUAGAACUAACGAUAGAAUAAUGCAAGGAAAUUAUGGUAAAUCUUUGAUAAUUAAACAUGUUAAUUCGAAAGACGAAGGAACGUAUACUUGCGAAGCUUCAAACGGAGUGGGUGACGCGAAAUCGUAUUCUAUACAUUUACAAGUAAUGGCGGUACCAUAUUUCACUAUCGAGCCUGAGAUUAUAAAUGCGGCAGAAGACGAAACUGUAGAAUUCAAAUGUGCUGCUAAUGGAGUACCUGUCCCUGAGAUAAAAUGGAUUCAUAAUGGCAAACCAAUAUCAGAAGCACCUCCAAAUCCACGCAGAAAAGUUACACCAAAUUCUAUUAUUAUUGAAAAGUUGACUAAAAAGGAUACAGGAAACUAUGGUUGCAAUGCAACAAAUUCAUUGGGUUAUGUAUACAAGGAUGUGUACGUAAAUGUUUUAGCUUUAGAACCCGAAAUUACUCAACCCCCCGCUGAUAUCGCUACAGUCGAUGGUAAAAUUGUGAGAAUUACUUGCCGUGUAUUUGGAGCACCGAAACCUGCUGUAAAAUGGAUUCGAAAUGGGCAAGAACUAACUGGAGGACGAUACAAGACUUUAGAUUCUGGUGACUUAGAAAUUGAAAACGUAAUAUUCUUAGAUGCAGGCACCUAUACAUGCCAUGCGUCCAAUAAAUUCGGAGAAAUAGAAGCCUCUGGUAAUCUAGCAGUAAAAGAACAUACUAGGAUCACAGAUAAACCAGAAGAUUACGAAGUUGCUGCAGGUUCUACUGCAACUUUUAGAUGUAACGCUGUUACAGAUUCCAGUUUAACACUUACAAUCGAUUGGUUGAGUAACAACGAACCCAUCGAUUUUGAGAUGGAACCACGAUUUAUCCGAAGUACUGAUUAUUCUUUAAUGAUUACAAAAACGACUGAACUAGAUACCGGUACUUACACUUGCGUUGCUCAUACCGAGUUGGAUGAGGCAAAGGCACAAGCUACACUAGUUGUACAAGAUGUACCAAAUCCGCCAAAGUUAGUUAGUGUUAAUUGUGCAGGAACUACAGCUACUAUACAUUGGACUCCAAUGGGUGAUAAUAGAGCACCAAUUGUGAGAUACACUAUUCAACAUAAUACCAGUUUCACUCCAGAUACAUGGGAGAUAUCGAAAGAUGAUGUUCCAUCAACUGAACAAACAUACGAUGUUCCGAUGUCGCCUUGGGCUAACUAUACAUUCCGUGUAUUAGCAUGGAAUAAAGUAGGUCCAUCGUUGCCCUCACCUCAUAGCGAUGUAUGUACUACAUUACAAGACGUUCCUUUCACGAAUCCCGACAACGUUAUGGGCAAGGGAACAACACCACAAAAUCUGGUUAUAUCUUGGACAGUAAUGCCACAAAUUGAACACAAUGCACCCAAAUUCAUGUAUAGAGUAUACUAUAGACGUGACAUACCAGGAGAAAAAUGGACUAUAGAAGACAUACACGAUUGGAAGAAGAACAGUUUGGUUGUGGAUAAUCAACCAACUUAUCAAAGAUAUAAGAUUAAAGUCGUAGCUAUUAAUGAAAGAGGAGAAUGUAGAGUUGCACCUAAAGAAGUAACAGGAUACUCUGGAGAGGAUGUACCAUUGCAAGCACCGAGUAACUUUACGUUAAAUCAAGUAAAGUCGAGUACAAGCGCACAAUUCUCGUGGAAUCCGGUCCCCGAGGAAUCGGUACGGGGUGAAUUACAAGGAUACAAGAUCCAAACGUGGACAGAAAAAGAUGGUGAGAAGGGAAUGCGAGAAAUCGAUAUAAGAGGUGGUAAUAGGACUCAUGCACUGGUUACCAAAUUUGUUCCCUUCAACAAGAACUAUGUUCGAAUAUUAGCGUACAACGGACGAUAUGCUGGGCCACCUUCUGAAACUUUAAGCUUUGACACACCAGAAGGUGUCCCAGGAACAGUUCUCAAUCUUGAGGCGUUCCCAAUGGGUUCCAGUGCUUUGUUUUUAGCAUGGACAAAACCUGCUGAACCAAAUGGUAUCUUGACUGGCUACAGAAUAUAUUAUGAAUCCGUAAAUGGAACCAAACUGGGACCUCUCUUGGAGAGAAAACCGCAUAUUAUAGAUGCAGAAGCCACCAGUGCAAAAUUAGCUGCUCUAGCACCUGAUAUGAAAUAUCGUGUACAUGUUCGAGCAACAACUAAAGUUGGUGAAGGAAAUGAUUACUUUAUCGAGCAAAAAACACGCACAUCUCAACGACCUGAUAUACCCCAAUUCACAUGGGAAGCUAUUCCAAAGGAAAAUGGAUACUCGAAUGUAAGAAUUAUCUGGCAGCUGAAUCUCAAUGGGAAUCCAGGAAGUCACUUUUUUGUAAAGUAUAAACUCAAAGGUGAAACGAUACCACUCCAGACCGAACCAGAAUAUCAAUCGAACACGAUCGAAAUUCGAGGACUUCAAAGUGGUGAAGUUUAUGUAAUGUCUGUCGUUGCUGUUGAUGGUAACUACUUCACAGAAAGCGAACCACAAGAAGUAGAAACGAGUAGCGAAGGACCUAUCAUUCAGCCUAAAGAAAAUGUCGCAACCGCUGGAUGGUUCAUAGGAAUGAUGUUAGCAAUUGCCUUUCUUCUUUUGGUACUUAUAAUAGUAUGCGUUAUUAAACGUAAUAGAGGUGGAAAAUACGCCGUACAUGAAAGAGAAUUAGCUGCUGGGCGCGGCGAUUAUCCAGAUGAAGGCGGUUUUCAUGAAUAUUCGCAACCUUUAGAUACCAAAUCAGCAGGCGGUCGCGCGUCUCUGGCAUCUUCUUCCCAUCAAGAUGGAAAGCAUCCUGAAUCUGAUACUGAUUCUAUGGCAGAAUAUGGAGAGGGAGAUACAGGGCGGUUUACGGAGGACGGUUCUUUCAUUGGACAAUAUGGGCCCAAAGGUAGACCGGAAGAAACACCGCCUAUUCCAAGCGGCACUAUGGCCACAUACGUGUAACCUCUGGUAUUAUCUUAUUCAAACCGCAUAAACAUUGUUUUUUUGUCAGAAGUAAGGUAUCCAAUCCUUACUAGCCGCAGCAUCUCUGCUAUGCACCUUGCGCUGGGCGCAACGUCCAACACUAUACUGCCAAUUAGAUUUUGGUUUUGGGUUUUAUAGUUCACAUAGAAAGAUAAGUAUAAAUGUUUCUAUGUCGAGCCGAGUAAAGGCUAUAUAAGUCAUGCACAACGUUUGUACAUUCGUGUCGUUUAAAAGGUAAUUCCUCGUGGAUAUUUAACACACGUCUAGAUGUGUGUUACUCGAGUGUUUCAGCAAUUUUUUAUAUUUUUGAGAAACGUUGAUCUGCGAUGAUUAUUUCAUCUAUGUGAUUGCGUGUGUUCCAAAGUACAAUUUAUUAGUCGAUCGAAAAUUAUUUACAAUUACUGAAUUUGUUGAGAAGAUCUUUGACUAAUUAUAAAACCCAAAGACGAUAGAGGUGUCUCAUAGCGUGCAAGCUAUUUAUGGACAUAAUAUAGUAGAAAGUAUUCUAGCAUCGAUUGUAACAUUUGACAUGGCCAGAUUGGAAAUUGACACUUCCUGACCAUUACAGGGUAUACGAGUUAUGUUUAUAUUGUUCUAAGUAUGCGUAUCACAAAAAAAGGAAGUAUGAAGCAUUUUUAAGGCUGCAUAUAGGAUUCACGUCUUUCAACUAAAGAUAAUCAGUAUCAAUAAUUAAUUCGUAUUACCCGAAAAUUAGUUAAUACACGGCACAUACUGGUGUUACUUAUAUGCAAUCUUGAAAACGGAAGGACUCUCAUUGAGCAUAGUGUCGCAAUCUGGCCGGGACUGAAACUAACUUUAAUUAAAAAAUGAGAAAAAAGUUGUUCUAAGAACCUUUAGAUGCAAUCAAUUUUUACUCUGCCGACAGUGGGCCAAAUAUAAAGAAUCAGUGACUAUCUACAAUUAUUGUGCACGUGCACUUUCAUUAACGAUACACGAAUAACAAAAGUAUAUGAAAGAUAUUAUUAUUAUUAUUACUAUGAUUAUUAUUAUUAUUAUUACUGCUGCUGCUACUACUACUACUACUAUUACUACUACUACUACUACUACUACUGCUACUACUACUACUACUACUACUACCACUACUUCUACUACUGCUACUACUACUGCUACUACUACUGCUACUACUACUACUGCUACUACUACUACUACUACUGCUACUACUAUUAGAACAUAAAAAAGAACAUUGUACAUGCACUAUGGUAGUUUAAAACGAAAAA